CGCGGGAAGCUGCGGAGCCCUGAAACUUUCUCCCUCCCCCCACCCCGGCAUCCUGGGGAUGCGGUGAACGCUGGAGGCUAGGGGAGAGGGCGGGUCCGAGGCCAGAGGCCGGACUGGAAGGGUUAAUAGGGGCGGGGAGGAGGGUGCUUGGAUGGCCCACCCACUCCGCGGCUGAUCGCGGGAGGUGCGAGUGACACUAGGGAAAAGGCCCCCCAAGCUGAGUAGCCAAGGAUUACCCGACCUCUCGUAGCAGCAUCCCAGGACGCGCGAAACGGGGGUGGGGCAGGUGACCUGCCCGGCCAGGGGACGCGGUAUUCUUCUUUGACCUCUGGGGCCCAGAGAAUCCCGAACUGUGGGCCCUGGCGCGCCAAACCCGGGCGGACCGGGGGCAGCCCCCGCGUCCCUGCCUCCCGCCGUCCCUCUCGCUCCCUCCCUCCUCGCCUGUUGUUUUCCUCGCCUCUCCCGGCAGCGCGCAGCCCGAGCCCCACAGGACCUGGGCAGGCGGCUCCCGCCCCAGGCGCUCAAAGCAGCUGAGCUGAGCGCCCAGACCCCGCUCCCCCGCGGCCCAGGGUGCCUUGGAACCCCACCCUGGACCCUACCCUGUAGCUUAACUCUCUCGCGACCCGCGCCCACCGCCCCACAUCUGUCCCGACCCUAAUCCUGUCCUGGAGAAGCCUCCGCCUCGGCGCCACUGGAACGGCCCCCUUCCUCAAAACAAUUCCCAUUGACAGCAACCCUUCCAUUCCUAGUCCACUCUAGGACUAGGGAGGAUGUCUUCCCUGCUUGGCCCUUUCCUGUGGCCCUCUUUACUACUGAGCUAUUGACUGUCUCAACCAUUUAGUUAAACCCUAGAGCCAAGUACGCACAGGUGGGCAGCCUUAAACCCAAACCCAGGAGCCUUCCUUCUUGACUCCUGACCCUGGGGCACUGGGGACUUGGGAGGCAGGAGCAGCCUUAACUCCGAGACUGGCUUGGUCACCAAGGCCAGAGCAAGAGCAUAAGAACUAAACCCUUUGGAGCCUCCCAUCCCAGCUCCUCAGGAUUCCCUCCGCCCCACCCAUGUCAUCAUCAGUCCAGAUGUUGUGGCUGAGCUCCUGUCCCCUCACUGGUGACAUAGACACACUGGGAAGAACUCGGUUUCGGGAACUGAGCAAACACACAUUCAGGCCAUGGAGCCUAGGGAACCAGGUCAUCUGCGGCCAAGACGAUGGCCCGCCUGGCUCAGAGGACCCUGAACACGAUGACCAUGAGGGCCAGCCUCGGCCUAGGGUGCCUCGCAAGCGAGGUCAUAUCUCACCUAAGUCCCGCCCCUUGGCCAACUCCACCCUCCUAGGGCUGUUAGCCCCACCCGGGGAGGUUUGGGGUGUCCUUGGGCAGCCCCCCAACCGCCCCAAACAAAGUCCCUUACCCUCGACCAAGGUGAAAAAAAUAUUUGGAUGGGGUGAUUUCUACUCCAACAUCAAGACAGUGGCCCUGAACCUGCUGGUCACAGGCAAGAUUGUGGACCACGGAAACGGGACCUUCAGCGUCCACUUCCGCCACAACGCCACGGGCCAAGGUAACAUCUCCAUCAGCCUUGUACCCCCCAGCAAAGCUGUGGAGUUUCACCAAGAGCAGCAGAUCUUCAUCGAAGCCAAGGCAUCCAAAAUUUUCAACUGCCGGAUGGAGUGGGAGAAGGUAGAACGGGGCCGCCGGACCUCGCUCUGUACCCACGACCCAGCCAAGAUCUGUUCCCGUGACCACGCUCAGAGCUCGGCCACCUGGAGCUGCUCCCAGCCCUUCAAAGUUGUCUGCGUCUAUAUUGCCUUCUAUAGCACGGACUAUCGACUGGUGCAGAAGGUGUGCCCAGAUUACAACUACCACAGUGAUACCCCCUACUACCCAUCUGGGUGACCUAGAUGGGCGGCAGAGGCCGGUGCAGGAGGCUGGCUGGCUGGACACUGGGCAGGGAAAGGGAUGGACCUCAGGUAGGGAGGGGGUGGAGAGGAAGAGAGGCCUGGUGGGUCAGGAUCAAGCGUCAGGUGUUGGGGAAGGGUCCCCAGUGCUGUGCCCAACCUGAGGUUAGAAGAUACUUGUUAUGGAAGAGAAAUAUGCCCUGGGCAGCCUUACAGGGCUUUCCCUCCUAUCCAAAGCAGAUGCUGGGCCCCGAGGCCCCUGGGCAGGGAAGCCAGGCAACCCCAGAUCAAGCCACAGAGAAGACCUCAACCUUUGUCUCUCUCCUUGCUAUUCAGAAGGAGGACAGUGGUCAGCAAAGGGGAGUCCAACUGUGUAGACAACUUAGGAUGGAGAGCUCAAUGGCGUCUCCCGUGGGAGCCGGCAGUGGGCAGCCCCUUCCCCCCCCCCCUCCCCCGCACUGAGGCUGAAAUGGCAACCUCAUCCCCACCCUUGGGUGUUUGCUGUCAUGACUCUCGGUCACCAGCCAGGCCAUUCCUUUCCAGAAAUCCCCUCUCCCUCCCUCCAGCACCUUUGUACCGCUGACACCUCUUGCUGAUGGCGCGCCACCCUUGUCCUUCAGCUGAGACAGGAUGACUAUAGGUCCUGUUAGCAUGAGGGGCACAAAGCAGAAGUCCGCCCAUGUGCUGUAUGCCCAUCCUCUGCCCUAACCACCUGCUGAGAGUGCUCCCUCCCUUGACAGCCAGUUCUUCCUGUAAGACUGGGGCAUUCUGGGAUAGGGAUAGAGCCUCCUUUGCUGGGCGGUGGGGCUAUCCGCAGAGGAAGGCUCAGGAGGCUAUGUGGCCAUGCUGGAACUGUGCCCUAGUGUUGUCUGUGGGGUGUGUGUGGGGGGAGGGGUGGGAAGUCUUGUGAGAUGCCCUGUCACUUCUCUGUGCAGAGUCUUGUCCUUGGAGCAGGAAAUAAAGCAUUCCCAGGACACUGUA
Mus musculus (house mouse) is the source of this 2876-nucleotide messenger RNA. It is a transcript of the gene Nxph3, whose product is annotated as neurexophilin 3. The record is from RefSeq and is a predicted model, not a curated record. NCBI's taxonomy places the organism in Eukaryota, Metazoa, Chordata, Mammalia, Rodentia, Muridae. The transcript is spliced from 2 exons. The coding region runs from base 1060 to 1893 and encodes 277 amino acids. Gene Ontology annotation, cellular component: extracellular region.